UCUCUGCUUCCACCAUACACCUUCUUAAUACUCUUACAUUAUGAUGCAACAAUUCGCCGGUGGUAUCGAUAAACCGUUUCGCUUGUGAAGUAGAUAAUCUAGCCAUAUUAUGAAGCUAGUAAGAUUUUUGAUGAAACUCAGUCAUGAGACUGUAACGAUAGAAUUAAAAAAUGGCACUCAAGUCACCGGCACAAUUACAGGUGUUGAUGUUGCCAUGAACACACAUUUAAAAACAGUAAAAAUGACAAUAAAAAAUCGUGAACCAAUACAACUGGAAACCCUUAGUUUACGGGGAAAUAAUAUAAGAUAUUAUAUUUUGCCUGAUUCAUUACCAUUAGAAACAUUACUAAUUGAUGAUACACCAAAGGCUAAAGCUAAGAAGAAAGAAGCUGCAAGAGGUGCUGCCCGUGGUAGAGGACGCGGCGCCAGGGGCGGUAGAGGUGGCAGGGGUGGACGAGGUAGAGGGAGAGGCAGGCGAUAAUAACAUU
This is a messenger RNA of Acromyrmex echinatior (Panamanian leafcutter ant), 488 nucleotides long. It is a transcript of the gene SmD1, whose product is annotated as small ribonucleoprotein particle protein SmD1. Gene Ontology annotation, biological process: RNA processing; spliceosomal snRNP assembly. Gene Ontology annotation, molecular function: RNA binding. The record is from RefSeq and is a predicted model, not a curated record. NCBI's taxonomy places the organism in Eukaryota, Metazoa, Arthropoda, Insecta, Hymenoptera, Formicidae.